GCACUACCAGUGGCAGAAGCGCUGUUUUCCAGCACCCUCUUCCCUGAGACACCGCGGGAGCUUCUCCUCACCUGGGAAGAAGGAUUCUAGAAACCUGAAAAACCGGAAACAUCACGAGGCUACAGCUGAGGAAGGCGAACCACAAGAAAGUUUUUAUAAAGAACCAUUACAUUUAAUUGUUUAAAGCAGAAGAAAAAAAAAUGAGCCUCCUCAAAGAACGCAAACCCAAGAAGCCUCAUUACAUCCCAAGGCCACCGGGAAAGCCGUUCAAGUACAAGUGUUUCCAGUGCCCCUUCACUUGCAAUGAGAAGUCCCAUCUCUUCAACCACAUGAAGUACGGCCUCUGCAAAAACUCCAUCACUUUGGUGUCGGAGCAGGAUCGAGUCAUCAAGUGCCCAAAGAGCAGUUCCCUGGAGCCCAAACAGAUCAAUCAGCUCGAACCCACCGUCAAACCAACCUCUUCCAAAUCUGUCACGAAUGGACUGUCGAGCCUCGAUUCAAAGCCUCAGUACCCUUUCGCGAAAGAAGAUGCCAAGGAAAACGUUGAGCUACAAAACCAGGCAACGAACGCAGCAAUUCAAGGACAAAAGCCCGCGGUCCCGAAGGAAUUAAACCCUGCCAGUUCCGCAGGAGAAAGUGCCCUCAGCGUGCAGCCCCUGAUGGAGGGCAUGGUCAGGCCCUCGGCCUUCGUUCCCGUCGGAGAACACCGGGACAGCAAAGGCCCGGAAAUGAGCGAAGCGUCUGAAAUCCUGUCCCUCUCUAACAAAAGCUCCCCUUUCCACACCAAGUCGGCGUUUCACGCACCGGCUCACCCGUGGAAGGCGGGUUCUCCUUUCCUCCCAGAGUUCCCACACAAAGUUGCUCCCACAAAGGGCUUUGGUUCCAUUUCACCUUACAUGCAACCGAUGAUUCCUGAGUAUUCCCCCCACUUCUAUGAGCACAGGCUGGCCAUCUACACACCCUACCUGCUCCCAGGUAACUCGGAGUGUGAAAGCUCUGCCCUCUCUGUCUAUGGAGCACAAGAUCAAAGACACUUUCUUCCCCACCCUGGGCCACUUCCAAAGCCCAUAAAUCCAUCAGCAUAUGAACACUAUCGAUUAUUCCAACAAUAUCACUCCACUCCACCGCUACCAUAUGGAUUUUGUAGGCCAACAGAUCCCCCAUUUUACAGAUUUUCACACGUAGCUGGUAUAAACAGGGAUCAAAACUCUCAUCUGAUGGAAGAAACUACCUUGCUGUACCCAGCUUCUUUAAGCCCUUCCCAACAAUACCCUCUAAGCUCACACAAAAAACAAGCAGAUUAUGAAAAAGAAAUGACACUGUUGCAUGGCAAAGGUAACCCCAAGGAUGACCAAAAUGAGAGAGAGAACGCCAAAAUGAGCCCUCUUGCAGGAAGUGCAGCAACGGGCUCCCCUGGCAGACCCAGUCCCACCAACUUCACCCAGACAAGCCAGGCGUGUGAGGGCUUAUUUGACCUCUCCAACAAGUCAUCUUCCACAUCCCUGGGCAAGUAUGACCAACCAGAAGAAAACUUCACGGCCUUCAGACCCGUGAGAAAAAGCACUGACCAAGCGACCGCACUUCAAGGCGUGCAGGCACAGCAGGAGAGAGGGGAUUCACCCACCAGCAUUAAUGUCACUGAUGAAGACUCACACACACAGACCGAUGGCCAGAACAACUCAGGCUCAUUGCCCAACACGGAGGAAGACACGGGGAUCGCUCCUCUCAAUCUCUCCAAAAAGGCCGACACGAGCACGGGACCCAUCCACGGGCACGUGUACAAAACCCCACCCAAACCAGACAGGCAGAGCUUUCUGGACCUACAGGACAUGCCCCUGAACCUCUCGGUGAAGGAUUCCUGUAACACAGUGAGCCUGAAAACCUCCUUCCACAGCCCGUCCCACGACAACGGCGCCGCCGCCGCCCCUGGCGCCGAGAGCGAGAGCUCCGGAGCCGAGGGAGGCAACCCCAAGAACCCCACCAGCAGUGCCUGUGACAGGCCCUUCCCGGGCCAGCGCGGCGAGGCCCAGGACCUGCGGCUCAUGGAGAGCUGUGACGAGCAGAAGCAGACGGCGGCCGUGGCCCUGUGCCAGCUGGCCUCCUACAGCCCCGGCCCCGCCCGGCUGGACAGCGACGGGCAGAGCCCCCAGGACAGCAAAGCCACGGCCACGGAAGCCACCUGUAAUUCCUCCGACGCUCAGGAUACUCAGUGCAAUCAGAAAGCCAAAGGGCAAAAAAGGACAAAUCAGAAAGAAUCCGCCAAGUCCCAGCAAGGCGCUAAGAGGGUCAGGCCCAAUGACUGCAGCAGAGUCUUCACUCUGAGGAAGAGGACAAGAGUGUCCUAA
Messenger RNA from Myiozetetes cayanensis, 2345 nucleotides. It is a transcript of the gene ZNF750, whose product is annotated as zinc finger protein 750. The transcript has 2 exons. Gene Ontology annotation, cellular component: nucleus. The record is from RefSeq and is a predicted model, not a curated record. The coding region runs from base 201 to 2345 and encodes 714 amino acids. Gene Ontology annotation, molecular function: DNA-binding transcription activator activity, RNA polymerase II-specific; promoter-specific chromatin binding; RNA polymerase II cis-regulatory region sequence-specific DNA binding. NCBI's taxonomy places the organism in Eukaryota, Metazoa, Chordata, Aves, Passeriformes, Tyrannidae. Gene Ontology annotation, biological process: positive regulation of transcription by RNA polymerase II; epidermis development.